CACCUAACGAAGAGAUGAACUCACCUGGGAUAUUUACAACCGGAUGUCAGAUGUCGUCUGUAUCAUCAUUAAGAGAUCUAGUAUAUUCUUCAAUGGACAACGUUACAUAUUAUAGCAACAAUCAUGGCUUCUCUGCAGAUCUGCAGGACGACUCAACCUGUAUUGCCAACGAAUACGAUAUGUGCAGCGGUGCUUCGGUAUCUAGCCACAGACACAGUCAAAUUCCACGAAGGAUGAAUAGUGAUUACGAAGAUAUCGCUAAUGUCUGUCGAGAGAGCAAAUCCACGCAGACACAGAUUUAUAGACGAACAACUGUAUAGCAUGCUUAACUGAAU
Molecule: messenger RNA, 335 nt
Organism: Saccostrea echinata
Lineage: Eukaryota; Metazoa; Mollusca; Bivalvia; Ostreida; Ostreidae
Exons: 2
Coding region: 15-320 (101 amino acids)
Source: RefSeq, a predicted model, not a curated record